GUUCUCUCUCUCUCUCUCUUCUCCCAAACUCUUAUCUCUCUCUCUCAAAUCUCUUCAGUCUCUCACUGUUCCUGAGUUGAACUCUUGUGUUUAAUUCCUUACCUCCCUUACCCUCCUAGAAAGUUUCAUCUGAAAGAAAGCCUCUGAUUCAUGUGGAAGUUUCUCAUUUAAAUUCCCCAAUCCACUGUUUCUAGGGUUAAUGAACUGAACUAUCCCAAUCUCGCGUACAGAAAAUGACGAGCCACGGCGUCGAGAGGAUUCAUAGGGUACAGCCGGAGAGAGAUUUGGUCGCGAAUUGGGAAGUCGAUUUGUCGGAGAAGCUAGAGGAGUACCUCCUCAAAAUCUGCUCCGGCGAACUCACCGGAAACGAAGAAGAAGACUCGCCUGUCAAUUUCGCCGAAGCUGCUUUGCUGCUUCAGGGUUCGGUCCAGGUUUACAGCAAGAAAGUGGAGUACUUGUACAACUUGGUCUUACGUACUUUGGAGUUUCUAUCCAACCAAAGAGAGCAAGAAGAGUCCAAAGGUACAUCAAACGAGGCUGAGGAGAGCUCCUCUCGUCUGGUUGAUGAAGAAGAAAAUGACCUCUUCUGGAAUGUGGAUGACAUCCCAGUGUUAGUUGAUGCAAAGAAUAGCUUGGACAACUCGGGUGGCGCAGAUUCAUGUCCGAGUCAGUUUGUCAAGCCUCCAGCAAAUCUAGUUGUUCUUGAAGGUGACUGUUUGGAUACUAGUGGUGACGGAGGAGAAUUGGAAUCCUAUCUGUUAGCAACUACACAUCUCUACCGAGACUUUAUUCUAUUAGACCCUUGUGAUGCUGUAGCGGUGAAUGAAUUUUUAGGUGGUAGCAAUGCCAGUAGUAAAGGAAAGACAAGUUCUCGCAGAGGCAGCUCAGGUCGUAGAAGUUUUCACUCACCAGUAGGACGUUCUGGAGGAGGUAGUGGCCGUAGAUCAUCUUUGGGAACGAAUCAGGGCACCAAGGUUCAAGAUGCUCAGAACUGUGACCAAGGGUCUUCCCCUCCUCCUCCUCCUGUUUUUGGAGAUGAUGAUCAUGGUUUUGACAUGGAUAAUGAUGACCAUGGAGGAGGAGCCAUGGAUUUGUGUGAUACAGAUGCUGAUGAUGAUGAAGAUGAUCCAUGGAAGCCGUUGAAUCCCUACGAACCAGGGAAGUUGAAAGUGAAGCCUUUCAAAAAAGUGAAAAAUUUGAGAAAGUUUGGAGGGAGCCUUACCAAAGACCAUAUCACUUCCAUGUAUCCUCUUGCCAGACCCAACGGUCCCAUCAGUACAGAGCUCACCGGAGUUUGGGAGAAGCGCCGCAGAGAACCACAAGACAUUCCCUGUUACGAGAAGCUUCGAGCAUUGCUUGUUAACGGAGGAAACCUACCUACUACUGAUGCUAACGGCAAUGACAAGGACGGCGUUAAAGAUAACAACCAUGAUGGCGGCAGCGACUCCCAUGAUUUUGGUGAUGAUCAUGAGCCUGCGUUCAUGGAUGAAGAUGGUCCCGUUAUGAAUGAUGAUGGUGGUUUCACAAACUACGAUGGAUUUGGAAACGAAGAGGACUCACAUUGUCAAGAAAGCUUGGAAGAUCUUUGCCGCUCUCACCUGGAUGCUCUUCUUGCAAACAUAGCUAAAAAUGAGAAGCAAACGGAUCUGGCUGCUAGGGUUUCAUCGUGGAAACAGAAAAUCGAGCAAAACCUAGAAGAGCAAGAGCUACACCCUCCUUUUGACAUUCGAGAAUACGGUGAAAGGAUUCUCAAUAAGCUAACUGUUGAAGAGAGUGGACACGUGGAGGCCUUUACCGAUCUCAUGAAAGAUCAAGAAAAGCACGAUGUAGCUCGAGCUUUCUCUGCACUUCUCCAGUUAGUGAACAAUGGAGAGGUUGAUCUCGAGAAACCUGGCAAUUCGGUAGGCGAGCCAGUUUGCUACACAGCGGCUAAUCCUUUCAGCGUACGGUUGCUUAACGAUGGUAACAGAGAGACUGAGAAAAGAGGAAUGGAUUUACCUAGGAAACGAGCUAAGUCUCCAGUAGCCAAAGGGAAAACUCACGAGUCACCACCACCGAAGAAGGCAAACACAACAACGUCGUCUUCUGUCUCUAGCCAGAGGAGGAAAGUUUCGCUGAAGAUCAACAGCGUGGGGGCAAGAUGCAAACCUAACGGCAAGAAGAGAGGAAAAGGUCGAUCUGAUGAGGUGGCAGUAGUAGGCGAGGGAAGUGAAGUUUCUUCAGUUAAAAGCUCUGUGGGAAGCUGAGGAAGGCUAGUGAUAUUGUGUGUGAACAGAUUAGAAAUGUAGAAUGUAGUUUAGGUGUGUGGGUAUUUCUAUCAGACAGUUAGGAAACUCUUGUAAGUGUCUGUUAUGUAAUUUAUGAUGAAGGCCUUGUCUGAAGUAGUAGUAUUAGUGUAUGUUGUAAUAACUAUGAAAAUUCCACUUUUGAGGAUCUUUUAACGCAUUGCUUUUGGAUACA
Raphanus sativus (radish) is the source of this 2460-nucleotide messenger RNA. RefSeq names its product condensin-2 complex subunit H2. NCBI's taxonomy places the organism in Eukaryota, Viridiplantae, Streptophyta, Magnoliopsida, Brassicales, Brassicaceae. Gene Ontology annotation, molecular function: chromatin binding. Gene Ontology annotation, cellular component: condensin complex; nucleus. The coding region runs from base 234 to 2246 and encodes 670 amino acids. The record is from RefSeq and is a predicted model, not a curated record. Gene Ontology annotation, biological process: meiotic chromosome condensation; mitotic sister chromatid separation. The transcript has 11 exons.